AUGGAUGGUGAUGACACCGAGUCUCACUUUCUCCCUCCCCCGCCCGGACCAACGGCCGUGGGGGGCCGAGGGUGCCGGGGAAGGCCGGAGAGCAAUCACCGGCUGGGCGGCGGGCGCCGGCGAGGGGCGAGCCCCGCUCCGGCUCACGCGCGCACACCCCUCACGGCCCGCACGCCGGCCUUCCACACCCGCGCACACUCGCGCCCGCGGGCGGCGGCAGCCGUGCCCAGGCUGCUGCAGCGCCGCCCGCCCGCCGCAGACCCUCCGCGCCCGCCGCCUAGUCACCCGGCCCGGCCGCGGACCGCCGGGGCUCGCAGAGUAUCGGCCAUCCCGGGCGGGAGCGGCGUCUCCCUACCCCGACCUCCACUGGCGCCGGGAGCUGAGCGGCAGUCAAUUGAAUUGAACUUAAAGGAAUAAAUAUGUACAGAAGCCACACUAGGAAGUAAACCGCCC
This is a messenger RNA of Symphalangus syndactylus (siamang), 453 nucleotides long. Its product is annotated as basic proline-rich protein. The record is from RefSeq and is a predicted model, not a curated record. NCBI's taxonomy places the organism in Eukaryota, Metazoa, Chordata, Mammalia, Primates, Hylobatidae.